AUGUUGUCUCGCCUCGGAGCUGGCCAAACUAGUAGGUUAUCAACCAGAUUCAUCAGACCCUCUUUAAUCAGAGGUAUAAAGACUAUCCCACAACCACCAGGAUUCGUUGUUGGUACCGUUAAUGAUGCAUACGUGGGACCAAAACCACACAAGUUGGAAGGAUCAUAUCACUGGACACUUGAAAGACUCGUGAGUGCAGGGUUAGUCCCUUUGGUCUUGGCACCAAUGUUUACUGGAGCAUCAACUUUUGUCGACUCAACUUUAAGUGCAUUGUUGUUGUAUCACUGUUAUGCCGGUUUCCAAUCCUGUAUCAUAGAUUAUAUUCCAAAAAGAGUUUAUGGAUCUUAUUUCAAUUACGCCAUGUAUCUUUUAACAUUCGGAACUGGUGUUGCUGGUUAUGGUAUUUACGAAAUUGAAAAGAAAGAAGGGGGAAUAAGCACAAUCAUUUCCAAAUUAUGGAAAGCUUGA
Molecule: messenger RNA, 468 nt
Organism: Lodderomyces parapsilosis
Lineage: Eukaryota; Fungi; Ascomycota; Pichiomycetes; Serinales; Debaryomycetaceae
Product: succinate dehydrogenase membrane anchor subunit
Exons: 1
Coding region: 1-468 (155 amino acids)
Biological process (GO): tricarboxylic acid cycle; mitochondrial electron transport, succinate to ubiquinone
Cellular component (GO): membrane; mitochondrial envelope
Molecular function (GO): ubiquinone binding; heme binding
Source: RefSeq, a predicted model, not a curated record